This is a messenger RNA of Nicotiana tabacum (common tobacco), 1083 nucleotides long. RefSeq lists its product as uncharacterized. The record is from RefSeq and is a predicted model, not a curated record. NCBI's taxonomy places the organism in Eukaryota, Viridiplantae, Streptophyta, Magnoliopsida, Solanales, Solanaceae. Gene Ontology annotation, biological process: DNA integration. Gene Ontology annotation, molecular function: nucleic acid binding.
AUGGCACUUCAUCCUUUACUUCCCAAACAAAUGCAGCAGGAUCUCUUCAGUGGCAGGGUAAGGGAGAUUGGUAGGGAGAGAGAUGACUUGUAUUUCCUGCAGAGACAUGGAUCCAAGAAGCUCACUGCAAUCUCAUUGGUUGCAGCUGGAAUAAAGUCGCACAGGAGGAACUCUACUAUUGAUAUUAGUUUGUGGCACAAAAUAUUAGGACAUGUGUCUAGCAUAGUUCUUAAGAAGUUGUUUCCUGCCAAACUAGCAAAUAUUACUGACAUCAUAAAUAAAUGCACUUUUGUUGUUUUUGUUCAAACUCAAUUCAACAAAGUUCUAAAGGCAGUCAAGUCUGAUAAUGGAUCUGAGUUUGUCAAUUCUGUCUGUCAUGUCCUAUUUCAAAAAUAUAGUAUUAUUCACCAGAAGACUCGUGCAUAUACCCCUCAGCAAAAUGGAGUUGUUGAGAGAAAACACAAACAUAUUCUGGAGGAACCUAUAUUGGAGCAUCUGAGAGUUCUUGGUUGCUUAUGUUAUGUCAAGCAAGUUCAAGAGACAGAUAAGCUCCUUGGCCAAACCUACUAUUCUUAUGGGGAUGUCUCCUUCAGAGAGGAUAUUUUUCCCUUUAAGGAGUCUCAUUCAUCUCCACCUGUGUUCUUGUCCUCUGAUCGUUCUACUUAUGGUGCAGACUAUAUAUCUACUUCACAUGAGCCUCACAGUUCAGGACAUGCAUCUUCUCCUUCUACAUCUACUAAUCUAAGCACUACAGGUGAUGACUCAAGCCAGGAGGCACCAGAGCAGCUAUCUAGUACCACUGAAGGAGUGUCAACCUUACUGCCUUCUGCUGAUCAACACACUACUAGUCUGAGAAGAUCUUUGAGGACCAAGCAUACUCAUAUAUGGUUGAAGGAUUUUGUGAUAGGUCCCAGUUACAAAUAUGUUCCUUACUAUAUUGCUAACUACAUCUCCUAUGAUGGUGUGUCUCCCAAGUAUCAAUGUUAUCUAGCUGUAUUUUCUUCAAUAGUAGAACCUACUACAUUUGAAGAAGCAGUCAAGGAUCUCAGGUGGGUUGAUGCAAUGCAAUGCAAUACAAGCUGA